Molecule: messenger RNA, 2055 nt
Organism: Suillus subalutaceus
Lineage: Eukaryota; Fungi; Basidiomycota; Agaricomycetes; Boletales; Suillaceae
Exons: 8
Coding region: 262-2019 (585 amino acids)
Source: RefSeq, a predicted model, not a curated record
CAGUUGCGCAGUCAACGCCACAUAUAUUGCCCCGUGCUGGAUGUGGAAAAUAUUUGGCCAAGAAUUACGGUGCGCUUCCGAUAGCACUUGUUGUGAAGACGGAUAUAUGAAUUCGACCAGGCACACGGACGUUUCAAUUUUCUCAAUGAGAAAGUAAACCUCCGCUUAGUUCGCGCGGCGAUCCCAUUGCUCGAACGGCACUCCGCCACUCACCUGAUUUUUAGUUUAAAAGGCGCUUGCAGUUAUGAUUCUACACAAAGUAUGAUGCUUCCUCACCUCGAAUCAAUCCCUGUCGAUGUUCUAUCCCAGAUAGCUUUCUUCACUGUUGCUUCCGCACCAUUCACCGGCCUCGGUGCUGUUCUUCAACUACUUUUAUGUAGUCGCAAUCUACAUGACGCCCUCUCUCUGAAAUCUUGCCCCCAGCUUUAUGCGCGGGUGUUUCGUAGUAGAUUUGAUUUAGUCGCUCAUCUCCGUCGCAGCAAACUAGCAUCCCCUACGACUACGAACCUGGCAUUGGAGUUACAGCGUCGAUGUGCAGUACUUCGACGUAUCCGGCAUCGCCAUGUUGCCGAUCACAUCCUUCCCGACCUCUGGAUGAUCUACCUAAUGCUGUUGGAGAGCGAUGGGAUGAACGAAUCUCAACUUCACUCUGCCGGCAUCGCGCAAUAUAUACGUAUGCUGUUGAAACGCCAGCAAGGGGUUCUUCGUGACGACACGGCUCGCGCAUUAGCUAUAUCUGUCGCAUGUUUGGUUUGGUCUCACAAGUUUAUUACCGAUAUGCCGUCGGAGGAACGCAGUCAAACCCUUUCGGAACUAAGGCCUUUUGUCACAGGGUCGUCAAAUAAUGUUCUUUCGUUCAAUGUGAACAGCGGGAUGAGACGAUGCUCUUUAUCAUUUGACGGGUUCGAUAACCGAGCACCAGAAAUGAUCCCCGGCGCUUGCGUUGAAAAUAAGUACCGGGCACUCGACUCCUCCAUCUACACUAGGGAAUACACGUUAACCGCUCCCAGCCUUCUUUCUGCUUCAAUUUUCCUAACUUUCGCACUGAAGGAGGCGAUUGCUCUCCAAGUGCCUAAACAUUUGCCGCAAACUCAAGUGGUCGCGCGCCCCACGGAACACGAUGGACCUACUAUAGAAGACUUCUUUGCCAUCACAAGAAGAAGGACGCCCCUUGUCGCUGAUUCGGGUCAUCAAAACCCCUCCCGUGAACCCUUCGCGGAUCGUACAGGAAGGAAGAUGCGGGCAUCAAGAAGUCUCGCUCAUGAUGAAGAGUUCUAUCGUAUUGCCCAUCGCCUGGGCUUACCGGAUGACACUUGGGAACUUCGGUCGUGCAUUGGGUUACUAAGUGGAACUUGGGAAGGUACAUACAUGCGAUGGUCAAUGGCUUCAAGCACUCGACUAAAACCUCCACAGACAUCACCGACAUCGUUCUGUCAAUGUCCUUCCCAGAAAUCGGAUCCCACGGUUUCGCCAGAUUUCGUGUCCAGACAUCCUAUCCAAUGCCGGCUUGAGGAACACAUCUGCUUCACACCAUGCAUGCCAUUGGCCAGUGUUCCGCGGAAUGGCGAUUUCGGAGAGUCAGCGUUCAAACAUUUAUUCAUGAAUGAUUGCGAAGGAGUCACUACAGCAAAUGAAUUUUCGGACGCCACAGGAACAUCGAAACAUCGAUAUGAACUUUUUCGCCCAACCGAUACCUCCGAGAACUACAGGGACCCACGGCAUGCCCUGGAUGUCGUGAUUACUGGCGAAACUCCACGCAGGUUGGAAGCCACCUGGGGUGCAUUUAUCUUCUUUGGAAGGAUCCGCUUAUCUGACGGACUUGUCACUCUGACGAGAAAACCAAAAUACUCGGGUGACGAAGGACGUGGGACAUGGAUCUUUGAAGGUUACAUCCAUAACAGACGUUCCUUUGUCGGACGUUGGAGGUCUUUUGGUGUGUCUGAACGUGAGAGCUUACGGGGCAUUUUCAGCCUGACCAAGGUAGAUGAUCCGCCUUCCCAUCUUUACUCUAGCCUGUAGGCGAGACUUUUUUACAAAAUACAUUGUAAUUCUUAU